UCACCCCGGCUCCUGUCGUCCGGCCGGCGCGACCAGGUCUGCGCCCGCUGCGGUGGCUUCGGCGCUGGCCUGGGCCUCCAGCGGAGAAAGAGUUAACCGGCCGGGCCGGGAGGAGCCCGAAGGGGAAGGAAGGAAAUUGCCGUCGUUCUGAAAGUUUUUUCCUUCCUUUCCUCUUUCCCUGCAGAGGUGAGUGUCAGGAGGCGGCGGCGCUGACUCUCCGGAGCCCGGCUCCGCGCCUCUGCUCCCGGAGCUGCUGCCCGACAGCCUGGGGACAGGGACAGCUGUCGCGCUCGGACCUCCUCCGUGGACCCCUUCCGAGACGGUGCUCCCAGCCAUGGAGGGCGCAGAGCUGGCCGGGAAGGUCCUUUCCACCUGGCUGGCGCUGGUGCUCGGCCUCAUCCUCCUGCCUUCGGCUUUCGGGGUGUCUUUGGGCAUCUCCGAGAUCUACAUGAAGAUCUUGGUGAAAACUUUAGAGUGGGCCACAAUUCGAAUUGAAAAAGGAGUCCCAAAGGAGUCGGGUCUUAAAAACUCAGCUUCUGUUGGUAUUAUCCAAAGAGAUGAAUCACCCAUGGAAAAAGGGCUCUCUGGUCUGCGAGGAAGGGACUUUGAGCUGUGUGACGUGUUUUAUUUCUCCAAGAAGGGCUUGGAAGCCAUUGUGGAAGAUGAAGUGACCCAGAGGUUCUCCUCAGAGGAGCUUGUGUCAUGGAAUCUCCUCACAAGGACCAAUAUAAAUUUCCACUACAUCAGUCUGCGGCUCACCGUGGUGUGGGUGCUGGGCGUCCUAGUACGCUACUGUGUCCUACUACCCCUGAGGGUCACCUUGGCUUUCAUUGGGAUCAGUUUGUUGGUUAUAGGAACUACACUGGUUGGACAGCUGCCAGAUAGCAGCCUCAAAAACUGGCUGAGUGAACUGGUCCACCUGACAUGCUGUCGGAUCUGUGUGCGAGCCCUCUCCGGUACCAUUCAUUAUCAUAACAAGCAGUACAGACCCCAGAAGGGAGGCAUUUGUGUUGCCAACCACACUUCCCCAAUAGAUGUUUUGAUCUUGACCACGGAUGGAUGCUAUGCUAUGGUUGGCCAGGUCCAUGGUGGAUUGAUGGGAAUUAUUCAGAGAGCUAUGGUCAAGGCUUGUCCACAUGUCUGGUUUGAACGCUCAGAAAUGAAGGAUCGACACUUGGUCACUAAGAGACUAAAAGAACACAUUGCUGAUAAGAAAAAACUACCCAUAUUAAUCUUUCCUGAAGGUAAGAAAGGGUGACUGCAUACCAAGCCUUAGUUGAUAACAACAAGCGUGAAAAGUGUAUGAGGAGGGACGCCUGGG
Messenger RNA from Leptonychotes weddellii (Weddell seal), 1321 nucleotides. The record is from RefSeq and is a predicted model, not a curated record. NCBI's taxonomy places the organism in Eukaryota, Metazoa, Chordata, Mammalia, Carnivora, Phocidae.